Messenger RNA from Xenopus tropicalis (tropical clawed frog), 1394 nucleotides. RefSeq names its product egg cortical granule lectin gene 1 (gene cgl). NCBI's taxonomy places the organism in Eukaryota, Metazoa, Chordata, Amphibia, Anura, Pipidae. The record is from RefSeq and is a predicted model, not a curated record. The coding region runs from base 402 to 1316 and encodes 304 amino acids. The transcript is spliced from 8 exons.
GUGCUUUUUUUAUAAAUGGUGCGCAGUGAAGUCACUCGUGUCACAUGACUCACUGAAGUUUGUGUAGAAAUAACGUAGUCCCUACUUUAACCCUUUCCCUGCCAACAACGUAGGCACUACGUUGUUUUAAAAAAAGCAGUUAAGUGCCAACAACGUAGUACCUACGUUAAUGGUACCUAAACGAUUCUUUCUGCAACGGCAGCUUUUGCCGAGGGGGUUGGGGGGCCAGUCCUGUGAUGCGAAUGUAGCAGGACCAACCUACAAGCAGCAGACGCGAUCGCAUCGCAUCUGCUGCUUGUACUGGUUCCCCACCUAGCGCUGCCUCCCACCUACUUCCUCCCGAGGACUGCAGCCAGAAGGACCAGGCAAGCGAUCCGUGCUUCAGGACAGUUCAGAGGAAGAUGCUGCUGUACAAUCUCCUCCUGCUGUCCCUGAUAUCUGUGGGUGCACUCUCUCAGCAAUGGGGCGCAAUGUCGUACUACACUUUUAGGAGCUGUUGGGACAUCAAGAAAUCAAAUGAAAAUGCACCAGAUGGAAUAUACACACUGACCUCUUCAGACGGAAUCUCCUACCAGACCUUCUGUGACAUGACUACAACUGGAGGAGGAUGGACUUUGGUGGCCAGUGUGCAUGAGAACUACAUGGCAGGGAAGUGCACUGUGGGGGAUCGCUGGUCCAGCCAACAAGGAAAUCGAGCUGACUAUCCAGAGGGGGAUGGAAACUGGGCAAACCAUGCAACAUUUGGGUCGCCUGAUGCAGCAACUAGUGAUGAUUACAAGAAUCCUGGCUAUUAUGACAUCCAAGCCAAGGACCUCAGCGCGUGGCACGUGCCCAACAGGACUCCGCUGAGACGUUGGAAAAGUUCAUCCCUUCAGAGAUAUCGCACUACCAGUGACUUCUUUUCCAGAGUAGGAGGAAACCUUUUGAGCUUGUUUCAGCGAUAUCCGCUGAGAUAUAAUGCUGGAAGCUGCCCAAAAGACAACGGACCUUUUGAGCAAAUAGUGUAUGACUUUGGAAGCAGCUCGAAGACGGCUUCUUUUUACUCAGACUUUGUAAGAGGUUAUUUUACCCCUGGUUAUGUCCAGUUUCGAGUAUUUAAUACAGAGGGAGCAGCAUUGGCUUUCUGUCCAGGAAUGAAGAUGGAAGGGUGCAAUUCGGAACAUUUGUGCAUUGGAGGAGGGGGAUACUUCCCAGAAGGGGACCCAAGACAGUGCGGGGACUUUACAGCCUAUGACUGGGAUGGAUACGGAACAAAAAAAUUAAACAGUGCAAGCAAGGAGAUAACUGAAGCAGCCAUCCUUCUCUUCUAUCGUUAAUCCGCUGGAGGCUUUAUCAGUAUAUAUUGUAUUUAAACUGCCUGCCAUAUACCAUGAAAUAAAGCUUUAGCAUCCCGG